GGUUUUUAAAUAAUAUCCACAUACUUAGCAUUUUGAAGUUCGCCACAGUGUAUAAAAAGCGAUCAUUAUGUUUUGGAAAAGGCUAUUGCUACACGGACAUUAUUGCAGAAGUGAGAGUACAAUCUGAACGAUUGUCUUAUGCAAAUAAGUCAAAUGUUUGACAAUGGAUGACAAACAUAAAACCGAUAAAAACAUGCAUGAUAUUCUCAACGACCUCGGCUUUUCAAAGGUUAAGUCUGAACAGAGAGUAAAAAUAUAUGACAAUGCAAGUAGGUGCAUGGAGCGUAUAACGCUUAGAAAUUGGUUUGAAUAUUUUGAAGUUUUUGUUCUUGGAAGUCGUGGAGAAGGAAUAGCUGUUGCCUUAGGUAGUGAUAUGGACAUAUUGAAACUCCAGCCAGCUGUAAUGUGUUUUCAAACGUUUCCUGCAGAACAUAAAGAGAAAAUAGACAAAUAUGUUGCUACGUUUGGACUACACUUUAAUGAUGUUCCUGAGGGUUAUGUUAAGUUGCAUUUAGAAACUAUAAAAAACAUUCAAAAGCCCGACAAAUACUAUAAAUUAGUUAAUAGAAUCAACAGCGCAUUAACAAGUGACAGAUAUUUGAAAAAUAACGAACGAAUCAUUGAGGCUGUAGAAUAUAAAGGUGAACAAGAUAAUGUGGAAAUUACAGGUUGGAUCAGUGAACACUUUCAACAAGAACAAGCCCAUGGGCCUGCACAGCCGCUUCAAUUUCCAAUACCAAUGUCUGGUCGUUAUUUGUCGGUAGAUAACGUACCAGCCUUUCCCUGUGAAAUACCGUCAUUUUUUGAUGAGUGGUUAAAAAGGGUUCAAGAUAAGUCCUGGCCUAGUGAAGAGACAUCGAUGGAAGUAAAGGAAUCACCAUUAUUUGUUGUACCUGUUGGUUUAGCAGGAAGUCAGGAAGAAGAAUUGCAAUGGAGGGUAUCUUGUACACUUGCAGAAAGAUUGUUGGUAAGGUCCUUCAACGAUGCACAGAUUAAAGCAUAUACUGCAAUGAAAAUGAUUUUGAAACAUGUACUGAAACCUGAUUGUGAAUAUAUCACUUCCUACCAAGUAAAGAAUGUUAUGUUCUGGGUAUCCGAGAAGAACAACAAUAUCCUGAAAAUUACCAAUUUUAUUGAAAUUUUGCUUGAAGCAAUUGACUUUUUAAAACAAAGUCUUGAAGUUAGGUGUCUUCAGCAUUACUUUGUACUUUCAAAGAAUCUGAUGUCUGGGACUUUGUCAGAUAAAGAUUGUAGAUGUUUAAUUGAUCACUUCAAUGAAAUUUCAAAGGACCCAACAGGAGUUCUACGACGAUGUCCGUUGAUACACUUAAUGUGCUCUCUACCGAAAGAAGAGGUUCAGAAACGGUUGCUGUUUAGAAAUCUGCUUGUCGAAGUCGCUUCAGCAGGUUUGUCUAUUGAAGAUCCUGUAAAAUUUGACAGAAUUGAACGCUUAUUUCAUCUUGUAAAAUCCGAAAACGAUUUCUUUGAGUUCGCUAAAAGAGAAGUGCUUUCUGUUGUAAGGCAAAACAAUCCGUACGGAUACUUCGAUCUUUUGUCAUCAAAAAGUAACGAAGAGAUUUUGGGUAUUCUUUUGCUGGGGAAAUUAUUUGGUUACGACAAAGAAUGGCUCGAUUGAGGUGUGGGUAUGUGUGUUUCACACAAUGGCGACAUUGAACAGUUAAAAGUACAAAACCAAGAAGCAGAUUGAACUGUCGUCAUUCAAAUUUAUAUUCAGUACUUUAUUACACCUUAUAUAUUAAACCUUUUUUAUCCUUAGUUGCGAUUAAAAAAAACCCAGAGAAUAUUCUUAACUUGGAUUUGUUUUUUAAUUACUUUCGAGGAGACGCAGAUUAUAUAGAAUGACAGGUACAAAAGACUUGGAUCAAAUAUCUUAGAAAUCGGCAUAUAAACUAGUAUAUCAAAUAUUAUCUUACCAUUCGUAGCAUCUAAAUGCUUGUAUCAUCGGAGUAAUUGACACGACUGAUUUUGAGAAAUUAACCUUCUUUUAAGAUGUUCUUUAGGGUCAUUUGGUAGUACAAGUGGUAUAUUGAUUUAUUUCACAUAGUUUGGUAUAAGGUGGAUACCAAAGUGCAGAACUUGAUCUUGACCAUUGAAAUGGUCAUCUUAAGUGACCACUAUAAGACGAUACUAUUGACAACACUCAUGGAAUCUUUCUACACGAACUUAAAAAUAUUAAACUAUACCUGUUUCAUAAGACAUAUAAUUCUCAUUUUAUUAAAGGCUUUGUAACAAACUUUUUUUUCUUGUCAGACAUGUUAUAAGAUACUUUUUGUGAGAAACAUUAUGCUAUUAUAGUUUAUUACAGCUAGUUUAUCUUUUUCUAAAUUGUAAUUCUUGAUUUAUAUCAUAUUUGAUAUGUUCAAAUGUACUAACAUUACAAAUAUUACAUGCAAAUGUUUUUUAAGAGAUAAAAGAGUUAUAAUUGUUUUAAGUCAACUGUACUCUGAAGCUUUGUUCUGAAUAUAUAUAAAAAUAGUUAUAAUUGAGCCGUGACAUGACAUUUCCAACAUAGUGUUGAAAUUCGACAUUUUACCUUUUUAAAGAUUAAGUUAAUACUGAUCUUGUAUUUCGAGUCUGCAUGUUUUCGGCCAGAUGAGUUUUGAUAUCUUAACAAUUAAACAUUAAACUAAUCGAAAAAUAUUGUACAACAUUAGAAUCAGUACUCAAUUUAAUCAGGUUUAAUAAUCUUAUAAAAAAGAACAAUAAAAAGGGUUUUUCUAAUUGAGGUUUCUUGUUAACUUUCAUUUCGGACAAGAUUUCUCACAUAUAGAAAGGAUGUUUAAUGAUUUCUUAAGAUAUAUCAUAUAUUUUUGAUUAUUUAGCAUUAAUGUCAAGAGCAAGACUGUUAAUUAUCAUCUGUACUCCUCAGAAUAAUUACAAACAUUAUGACAAAUUCUUUAAAGCUGUAAUACAGAGCUGACAUUAUGAUACAUUUCUAUUCUUUAUUCAAUCAAUAUUUAUUUAUUUAUUUGUGUAUUUCUUUACUUAUUUAUUUAUUUACUUUUAAUAUGAGUAUGCUCCUAGAAAUAUUGUAAAUAUUGAA
This is a messenger RNA of Ruditapes philippinarum (Manila clam), 3064 nucleotides long. RefSeq lists its product as uncharacterized. The record is from RefSeq and is a predicted model, not a curated record. Lineage: Eukaryota; Metazoa; Mollusca; Bivalvia; Venerida; Veneridae. Bases 164 to 1636 code for a protein of 490 amino acids. The transcript is spliced from 2 exons.